This is a messenger RNA of Helianthus annuus (common sunflower), 2527 nucleotides long. RefSeq names its product pentatricopeptide repeat-containing protein At3g16610. The coding region runs from base 124 to 2499 and encodes 791 amino acids. Gene Ontology annotation, molecular function: zinc ion binding; RNA binding; protein binding. The record is from RefSeq and is a predicted model, not a curated record. The transcript has a single exon. Gene Ontology annotation, biological process: RNA modification. NCBI's taxonomy places the organism in Eukaryota, Viridiplantae, Streptophyta, Magnoliopsida, Asterales, Asteraceae.
UUCCCGCCGCAGCGCGCUACGGUGUUUUACUAGUUAUUAUAUAUUUUGGUUCAAUACAAAUCUGAUUCACCUGCGAUAUCAAGACAACUAAACUGGGAUGACUGCUUUGUCAUAUCAUUGUCAAUGGCAGUCAAAACUUCCAUAAGCAACAUAUCAUUCUACCUACAAAUGUUCGAAAAUUCAGUCAAAUCAAGAUCACUACCGAAUGCCAAGACAAUCCAUCAGCAUUUCCUGAAGAACAAUACCAUAUACAGCUCAAUUAUACUAGACAAACUCACCCGUGUCUACAUAUCCUUUCACAAACUCGAACAUGCCCGCCAAAUGUUCGAUGAAAUGCCUAACCCAGAAAGAAAGAACAAUGUGUUGUUAUGGAAUCAGUUGAUCAGAGCUUAUGCUUGGGAAGGACCCUUUGAUCAUGCCAUUGAGUUGUAUGUUCAAAUGCUGCAGUCUGGGGUCACACCGAAUAAGUAUACUUACCCGUUUGCUUUGAAAGCGUGUUCCGCAGUUCGGGAUGUUGAGCUUGGUAAAAUGAUUCAUGAGCGUGUGAAAAGCGAGCUUCUUGAUGAUGAUGUUUAUGUUUGUACGGCAUUGGUUGAUUUUUACGCGAAAUGUGGUUUGUUAGGUGAUGCACGACAGGUGUUUGAUAAAAUGUCGAACAGAGAUGUUGUGGCGUGGAAUGCUAUGAUUGCAGGGAGUUCUCUUCACGGGUUGUAUAACGAAACAAUUGGGUUGGUUAAGGAAAUGCAGGAGGUGGGAUUGCGGCCUAAUUCGUCAACUGUCGUGGCGAUUCUUCCAGCUAUCGGGGAAGCAUGUGAGUUAAAGUUAGGAAAAGCCGUUCACGCGUUUUGUUUAAGGAGAAGAUAUGACGGUGAUGUGGUUGUCGGAACCGGGUUGUUAGACAUGUAUGCGAAAUGCGAACGCUUGGAUUACACAAGAAGAGUUUUCGAUCUAAUUAAUGUAAAAAACGAGGUAACAUGGAGUGCUAUGAUAGCGGCAUGUGUCGCUUGUGAUUCAACCAUGGAGGCACUUGAACUAUUUGACCAUGUAGUAAAAAACGGUUGUACAAACAUAUCUCCUAUUAUGCUUGCAACCGUUCUUCGUGCGUGUGCUAAUCUUACGGACAUUAACAAAGGAAGAUGGAUACACGGUUAUUCAAUCAAAUUAGGGUUCGUUUCUUAUUUAAUAGUUAGUAACACCCUUGUUUCACUCUACUCCAAGUGCGGGAUCAUAGACGAUGCAUUGACGUUUUUUAAUGAAAUGGAUGUAAAAGAUACUGUAUCUUUCAACACCAUCAUAUCCGGAUGCGUGCAAAAUGGUGAUGCAGGGGUCGCUUUAAAUAUGAUAAAAAAUAUGAGAUCAUUCGGUAUAAAUCCGGAUAUAGAAACCAUGAUCGGCUUCUUUCCGGCAUGUUCACAUUUAGCAGCUCUACAACACGGAGCCUGUGGUCAUAGCUACGCUAUAACUCAAGGAUUUACCGAAUCUACAAAAGUUUGUAAUGCGAUUAUCGACAUGUACUCGAAGUGUGGGAAAAUAGACAUCGCAUGGUUAGUGUUCGAUCAAAUGCAUAAACGGGAUUUGAUCUCAUGGAACGCUAUGAUUUUAGGUUACGGCAUACACGGAUUCGGGUCGGAAGCAGUUUCGUUGUUCGAACAUAUGCAAACCGCAGGUUUCAGUCCGGAUGAUGUCACGUUUAUCUGCCUGUUAUCCGCUUGCAGCCACUCGAAACUAGUCGCAGAAGGGAAACAUUGGUUUACCUCCAUGAUUAAUAAAUUUCAAAUCACACCGAGGAAAGAACACUACUUGUGUAUGGUGGAUCUUUUGGGUCGGGCCGGGCUUUUAAACGAGGCUUACCGGUUCAUUGUUAGGAUGCCGUUUAAGCCUGAUGUUCGUAUCUGGAGCGCGUUGCUUGGAGCUUGUAGAAUACAUAAAAACGUUGACUUAGGGGAAAAAAUUUCAAGAAAUAUCGAGAUUCUUGGACCCGAAAGUACUGGGAAUUUUGUUCUUUUAUCUAAUAUAUAUAGUACAGCGAAACGAUGGGACGAUGCAGCCCGGACCCGCGUGUUGCAAAGGGAAAAAGGGUUUAAGAAAAGCCCGGGGUGCAGUUGGGUUGAAAUAAACGGGGUUGUGCACGCGUUUGUGGGUGGAGAUCGGUCACAUCCACAAUGGUUGUUAAUAAACCGACGGCUAGAUGAACUAUUAGCGGCGAUGAAAACGUUGGGGUAUGAUGGAGACUACAGUUUUGUUCUUCAGGAUGUUGAAGAAGAGGAAAAAGGGCAUAUUUUGCUUUAUCACAGUGAGAAGUUAGCUGUUGCAUUGGCUGAUGUUAGUUUAGUCCCGGGUAAGGCGAUACUGGUGACGAAAAAUUUACGGGUGUGUGUGGAUUGCCAUACAGCGUUAAAGUAUAUGAGUACUAUAACGAAUAGAGCGAUAACCGUUAGGGAUACGGUCCGUUUUCACCAUUUUAAAGAUGGAACUUGUAACUGUGGAGAUUUCUGGUAGGGUUGGUGUUUAAAGUGGAAUUUGUUAC